Nannizzia gypsea CBS 118893 is the source of this 975-nucleotide messenger RNA. Its product is annotated as hydrolase. Lineage: Eukaryota; Fungi; Ascomycota; Eurotiomycetes; Onygenales; Arthrodermataceae. The record is from RefSeq and is a predicted model, not a curated record. The coding region runs from base 1 to 975 and encodes 324 amino acids. The transcript has a single exon.
AUGAAGGUUCCUCUCCCAAGACUCUCCUUUUCGCUGUCAACUGCUACACCCACAUCCAUACCUCCUGGCCUUGCAUCAUUCCCAGACAAGACAGUCUCUCUUCGUGAUGGCCGAGUGUUAGGAUACACUGAAUACGGCUGUCCAUCAGGCUACCCACUGCUCUACUUCCACGGAUGGCCCUCGUCACGACUUGAAGCUUUUCUGACCGACUCAAUCGCAAAACGGCAUGGGAUCCGUAUCAUCUCGCCAGACCGUCCUGGCUUUGGGAUAUCUACUUUCCAGCCUCAUCGUCGUAUUAUUGAUUGGCCAAACGAUAUCCAGGACCUCACCAGCCACCUUAAGAUAUCCCGCUUCGCCAUACUGGGUGGUUCAGGCGGAGGACCCUAUGCCGUAGCCUGUGCCCAUGCCUUGCCUCAUGACUCACUUUCUGCAGUUGGUGUGCUUGCAGGAGCUGGUCCAUGGAUAGCUGGCACCCAGGAUGUACCUCUUGUGUCCAGAAUGAUGGGCGUGGCAGCUAACAACGUGCCUUGGGCAUUUACCAGCAUGACAAACAUGCUCGUUGGUUCUUUACUAUGGGUGUCGGGUACAAGCUACAUCACACGCUGGCUCGAUAACUGGAUCGAGAGCACAAGAAAGGAAGACGACAAGACGCCCACGCAGGAAGGGAGACAGGCUCUCUUGCGUAUUGCUUUUGAAGGGUUUGCGCAGGGAUCUCGUGGGUUUGUGCAUGAGGCACAACUCCUCUCCCAGGACUGGGGGUUUCGCUUCGAAGAUGUAACCUACGACAAGAUCCGGAUAUGGCAUGGCACACAGGACGCAAACUCACCUAUUCAGUUGACCAGAUACAUGGCAGAAAAGCUACCUCACUCGGAGCUCCAGGAGUGGGAUGACACUCACUAUACCAUUGGCGAACGCCUAGAGGAGGUCAUAACGGAGCUUGUGACCAAGGAGAUCCCUAAGCCAGCCAGCUCUUAG